AUGCACCUCAUCCUUACCGGAGCCACUGGCCUCAUCGGCUCGAGUGUGCUCGAUGCCAUGCUGAAAAUGACCGAAGUCACAAAAAUCUCGAUUCUCAGCAGACGACCUGUCGCGAUGGCUGAAGACGCAAAAGAUCCGAGGGUGAAAGUCAUCAUCCACAAGGACUUUUCCAACUACGACUCGGAAGUGCUCAGCAAGCUCCGAGGCGCGAGUGGUGCAGUUUGGGCCCUUGGAGUUAGCCAAACAAAGGUUUCAAAGGAAGAGUUCAUAAAGAUCACAAAGGACUAUCCUCUUGCAGGCGCAGAAGCCUUCUCCACGCUUCCUGCCGACAACGAUCCGUUUCGAUUCAUCUUCGUGUCCGGCCAAGGAUCGACUCAGACGCCUAGCCGAUUCACCAGCCUCUACGGCAGAACCAAGGGAGAGACCGAAGCGGCGUUGUCCCAGAUGCGCAUCACCAACCCUCGUUUGUUGGCGGAUGCCGUAGGGCCUGGCUUUGUAGAUGGUAAGGACCACACAGCUAUUCAGCCGUAUCUUCAGAACCAGGGCCUUUUCGUUGACGGCAGCAAAAUGUUGCUGAGAAAGCCGAUUGAAGUGGGCGUCAAGUGGCUGCACUGCCCGAGCGAGCCAAUGGGGAGGUUUUUGGUUGGAAUGGCUUUGGGAAAAUACGAAGCACAGCUGCGAAGUGGAAGUGUUGAUUUGGUGACGCUGAAUGGCGGCUUGAGAAUCAUCAAGAACGUGGCGAUGAAGCAGCUGGUUGGACUCGACGAU
Molecule: messenger RNA, 768 nt
Organism: Trichoderma virens Gv29-8
Lineage: Eukaryota; Fungi; Ascomycota; Sordariomycetes; Hypocreales; Hypocreaceae
Exons: 2
Source: RefSeq, a predicted model, not a curated record